Molecule: messenger RNA, 1719 nt
Organism: Puma concolor (puma)
Lineage: Eukaryota; Metazoa; Chordata; Mammalia; Carnivora; Felidae
Source: RefSeq, a predicted model, not a curated record
AUGCUCGCCAGAAUGUGUCAUCUCCAUAUUGUGCUGGUAACAGCUCUGGUGGGAAAGGCAGCCAUCGGGUUCUCCUUGAUGUCUUUACUCGUAGACCCGGACCCAGACUGGACCCCUGACUACUAUGAGAGUAGCUACGAGUAUUACAACCAUGAAGAGAACAGCAGCGAUACUCUUGCCUACCAGGAGAAUCCCGACUGGUACUACACGGAGGAAGAUCCGUGCCUGGACAACCCCUGCAAACGCAAUGGGGACUGCCUUGUCAGUGGGGACACCUUCACGUGCAGCUGUCCAGCCCCCUUCUCUGGACACAGGUGUCAGAAUGUGCAAAACACGUGCAAAAACAAACCGUGUGGCCGGGGCGAAUGUCUCAUUACCCAGAGUCCUCCCUACUACCGCUGCGCCUGCAAACACCCUUACAAUGGCUCAGACUGCUCCACAGCGGUUCCUGCGUGCCGGCCGAACCCCUGCCAAAAUGGUGGCAUCUGCUCCCGGCAUAAGCGGAGAACCAAGUUCGUCUGUACCUGCCCCGAACAGUUCAAGGGGAAAUUCUGUGAAAUAGGUCCUGACGACUGCUAUGUUGGUGACGGCUACUCUUACCGAGGGAAAGUGAGUAAGACAGUCAACCAGCACUCCUGCCUUUACUGGAACUCCCACCUCCUCUUGCACGAGAAUUACAACAUGUUUAUGGAAGAUGCUGAAACCCAUGGGAUCGGGGAGCACAACUUCUGCAGAAACCCAGAUGGAGAUGAAAAGCCCUGGUGUUUCAUUAAAAUAAACAAUGCAAAGGUGAAAUGGGAGUACUGUGACAUCCCAGCUUGCUCAGCCCUAGACAUUGCUGACCCAGAGGGAAGCCCCACAGAGCCUCUGACCAAGCUUCCAGGGUUUGACUCAUGCGGGAAGACUGAGAUGGGGAAGGUCAAGAGGAUCUACGGAGGCUUCAAGAGCACAGCGGGCAAGCACCCAUGGCAGGCAUCCCUGCAGACCUCAUUGCCAUUGACUGCCUCCAUGCCCCAGGGCCACUUCUGUGGGGGCUCACUGAUCCACCCCUGCUGGGUGCUUACUGCUGCCCACUGCACUGACAUAAAAACCAAACAUCUGAAAGUGGUGUUAGGGGACCAGGACCUGAAGAAGACAGAAUUCCAUGAGCAGAGAUUCGGGGUGGAGAAGAUUUUCAAGUACAGCCACUAUAAUGAAAGAGACGAGAUUCCCCACAAUGAUAUUGCUUUGCUCAAGCUAAAGCCGGUGGAUGGUCACUGUGCUCUGGAAUCCAAAUAUGUGAAGACUGUAUGUUUGCCCGAUGGUGCCUUCCCCUCUGGGACUGAGUGCAAUCUCUGGUGAGGGUCUUCUGGUGGGGCAGGUGUCACCCGGGUCCCCACAGUGGCAAUCUCUUUUCUCUGUCCCACAGGGGAAGGGUCCCGCCAGCUCCUGGAUGCCAAGGUCAAGCUGAUUGCCAGUACUUUGUGCAACUCCCACCGACUCUAUGACCACAUGAUCGACAACAGCAUGAUUUGUGCAGGAAACCUUCAGAAGCCUGGAAAAGACUCCUGCCAGGGUGACUCGGGAGGCCCUCUGACCUGUGAGAAGAAUGGCACCUACUAUGUCUAUGGGAUAGUGAGCUGGGGCCUGGAAUGUGGGAAGAAGCCAGGAGUCUACACCCUAGUGACCAAAUUCCUAAAUUGGAUCAAAGCCACCAUCCAAAGGGAGACUAGCUUCUAA